Molecule: messenger RNA, 2532 nt
Organism: Lodderomyces elongisporus
Lineage: Eukaryota; Fungi; Ascomycota; Pichiomycetes; Serinales; Debaryomycetaceae
Gene: IFM1
Product: translation initiation factor 2
Exons: 1
Coding region: 1-2532 (843 amino acids)
Biological process (GO): translational initiation
Cellular component (GO): cytoplasm
Molecular function (GO): GTP binding; translation initiation factor activity; GTPase activity
Source: RefSeq, a predicted model, not a curated record
AUGUUCACUAGACUUACCGGUAAACAGCUAAAAGCGAAUAACCUACAGCUAAGGCGGUCGUACUCGAAUAUCUUAGACGAAAUCAGAGCAAAAUCAACAAAUACUUCCUCUGGAUCAGGUUCUAAAGCCAAGGAGAAUAGAUUUGCCAAACAAUAUGCAAAGGCAAAUCAGCCGCAACCAAAUAGUCGAGGGAAUCAGCCACGACGUGACCCAUUCCUUCCAGUGAAAAGAUUUGAUCCACUGAGAAACUUUCAAAAAAGGGGGACCCCUACUAAUGGUGGUGGCGGUGGUGGUGGUCGUGAUGGUAAUGGUGGUGGCUACUACUCUAAUCCCAUGGGUAACAAUGCCAAUCAAAGAGACUUUCAAAAAAAUCAAGGCUUUCGCGGUCAUGAUAAUAGAAGCUACAAUAAUCGAAAUGACGGGUCUCGAACUUAUGAGAAUCAGGCAAAUAAAAGAACUGAAACUGAAAAUCGAUCAAGAGAACAAGCAGUAUACAACGAAGCACAACAACAAAUUCAGCGAUUACAAGGUGAAUUCAAUUCGGGUCAUGCUAAGGAUCGAUAUAAGCGAACCAAUGCUCCUCAAUUUCAACAGCUCGGCAAGGAUAGGAAAUUCAAAGCGAAAAAAAUGCCAAAAAAGGAGAAACUAGUCAAGAUACAUCUUCCGCCAUUCAUCUCAGUGUCAAACUUGGCCACUACAUUGCAUGUUAGUCUUCAAGAUGUGUUUAAAAAACUUGAGGGUUUGGGCUUUGAAGAUAUAAGACACUCUUUUAUUUUGGAUAAGGAAAAUGCAACGUUGAUUGCUGAUGAAUACGGGAUCGAGGUGAUUUCUGGAGAAGACUCUGAAGGCGAUUUAUUCCCUGCACCACAGAAACCGGAGUUGCUCAAGGAUAGACCACCAGUUGUUACAAUAAUGGGUCAUGUAGAUCAUGGCAAAACAACAAUUUUGGACUAUUUGAGGAAAUCGAAAGUUGUUGAUAAAGAGUUUGGAGGAAUCACUCAACAUAUUGGUGCUUUUUCCGUCAUCACUCCGCAGUCGAAAAAGAGAAUUACCUUUUUGGAUACACCCGGACACGCGGCAUUUUUGAAAAUGAGGGAAAGAGGUGCAGUGAUUACCGACAUUGUUGUUUUGGUUGUUGCUGCUGAUGAUUCCGUCAUGCCUCAAACCAUCGAAGCUAUUAAACAUGCAAAGAAAGCAGGUGUUCCAAUAAUCGUAGCGGUGAACAAAUGUGAUAAGCCGAAUAAAGAUGUUGCAAAGGUGUGUGGCGACUUGGCUGCUCAAGAAAUUUAUGUCGAAAGCUAUGGGGGUGAGACACAGCUCGUGGAAGUUUCAGGAAAAACAGGUCUCAAUAUGGAUAAGUUGGAGGAAGCAAUUGUUACUUUGAGUGAAUUAUCUGAAUUUAAAGCUGAGCCCAAGGGUGUUCCAGCUGAAGGGUGGAUUAUUGAAUCUCAAGUUUUGAAAGGGUUGGGAGACGCAGCCACUGUCUUGGUAACUCGUGGGUCAUUGAAACCAGGUGAUGUUAUAGUUGCUGGAAAGACGUUUUGUAAGAUUAGAGGUAUGAAGGAUGAGUUUGGGAAACAGAUCAAACUUGCCGGUCCAUCUACACCAGUUCAAAUUUGGGGUUGGAAGGAUUUACCAGAUAGCGGUGAUCAAAUUUUACAAGCUAGCACAGAACAAAUUGCCAAAAAAGUGAUUGAUUAUAGAGAUGCUAAAACUAAGGAGUUGGAGGCAAUUCGUAAUAUUGAAGAUAUAAAUGCCAAAACUGCAGAGGCAAUCAAAGAGGCUCAGAGGAUGGAAAAAUUAGCGGCAUUGAAGAAAGCAGGAUUGCAACCCGAUGAGGUUGAAGAUGGAGAUGGAGAUGGAGAGGGAGAAAAUGGCAACGGCGUUUCCACUAUAAAGAAGCGUAAUUAUAUUAUUAAAGCUGAUGUAUUUGGAUCAGCAGAAGCAAUCAAAGAUACAAUCGAUGGUCUUGCAAAUGAUGAAGUCAAGGCCAAUGUAUUGUCCCAUUCUGCUGGUCCACCUACUGAUAAUGAUUUGGAAAUGGCCAAAUUGUUUGAUGCAACUUUGAUUAUAUUCAAUGUCAAUACACCCAAGGCAGUGCUUCAAAAGGCAGCCGCUGCAAAAGUCAAAGUUAGGGAGCAUCAAAUCAUUUAUAGAGUGGUUGAAGAAGUUACUGAAGAAUUGUCGCUGAUGAUGAAGCCCAGGAUUGAGACUAAAAUCUUGAGCGAAACACAAAUACUUCAGCUUUUCAGAAUCUCCAAGGGAAAGAAAAAGAUAAAGAUUGCUGGUUCGAAAGUUACUUUGGGAGUGCUCAAACGAGGAGCAGAGGUUAGAAUCAUAAGACUGGGAGAAGAGUUGAUAAGAGGACGUGUUUCUCAUGUCCAAAUUGGUGAAGAUGCCGUUGACGAGGUGCGAAACAAUCACGAAUGUGGAUUGAGACUUCAAGACGAUAAAGGUGAGGAAUGGACAAAGUUUGAAGUUGGCGAUGUUAUUCAGGGAUUCGAAGAGAUUGAACAUAAAAGGUACUUGUAA